This is a messenger RNA of Dictyostelium discoideum AX4, 564 nucleotides long. RefSeq lists its product as hypothetical. Gene Ontology annotation, molecular function: ITPase activity. Lineage: Eukaryota; Evosea; Eumycetozoa; Dictyosteliales; Dictyosteliaceae. The transcript has a single exon. The record is from RefSeq and is a predicted model, not a curated record. The coding region runs from base 1 to 564 and encodes 187 amino acids.
AUGAAUAAAAUGAUUGUUGUUGUUGGAAGUGAAAAUAAAGCCAAAAUUAGAGCAACUCAAAUGGGAUUCGAUUUAGCAUUUAAAGAGAAAUGUGAAGUGACAGUUGUUGGUGUGAAAGCAAAUUCAUUGGUGAGUGAUCAACCAAUGUCAGAUAGUGAAUGUAUAGUUGGGGCGAUUAACAGAGCCAAAGAGGCAUUGAGUAAAUGUCCAGACGCAGAAUAUGGUAUUGGUAUGGAGGGUGGGGUUCAUAAUAUAAAGGAGCCAAUUGAUAGAUGGUAUGAGUGUGGUUGGAUUGCUGUUGUAAAAAAAGGUGAACCAGAUUCAAAUGUUGGUGUUGCCUCAACUGCACGUUUUGAGUUACCACCAAAAGUAAUUUAUGAAAUAGUUGAAAAUAAAAAAGAAUUGGCUCAAAUUAUGGAUGAAUUAACAAACAAAUCAGAUGUCAGAAGUAACGAAGGUGCCAUGGGUAUCUACACAAACUCAAUCUUACAUCGUGAUCAUAUUUACUCACAUGGUUUAAUUUUUGCUCUCUCAAGAUUUAUUUCACCAAAAGAAUUAUGGUAA